AUGGGCAUGACUGUCAUCCAGCGAGGUGUGUGGGGUCUACUGCUCUGGCCCUAUAUUCUUACUGUAAGCAUGCCACUAGACUGUAAAGAAGAGCCGGGCAGCCUUACUCGCUGCCCCUCCAUCUCACAAGAGAAACUUCUUGACAGAGUCAUCCAUCAUGCUGAGCUCAUCUACCGUGUCUCAGAAGAAUCGUGUUCUUUAUUUGAAGAGAUGUUCAUCCCACUCCCUUUGCGACUUCAGAGUAACCAGGCUGGCUUUGCAUGUAUCACCAAAACAUUACCGAUCCCCAGCUCCAAAAGUGAAAUUGAACAGAUAUCUGAUAAAUGGUUGCUCCACUCUGUGCUGAUGCUGGUUCAGUCAUGGAUCGAGCCCUUGGUCUACCUGCAGACGACACUGGAUCGCUACGAUCAUGCUCCUGAAAUGCUGGUCAACAAGACAAAAUGGGUUUCUGAGAAACUGGUCAGUCUGGAGCAAGGGGUGGUUGCCCUCAUUAAGAAGAUGUUGGAUGAGGGGACAUUUACCACAACCUACAAUGAACAAGGCCUAUUUCAGUAUGAUACUCUGCCAGAUAUGCUGGAAUCUGUUAUGAGAGACUAUACCUUACUCAGCUGCUUUAAAAAGGAUGCUCAUAAGAUGGAGACUUUCCUCAAGCUUCUUAAGUGUCGUCAAGCUGACAAAUACAACUGUGCAUAA
Molecule: messenger RNA, 693 nt
Organism: Pelmatolapia mariae (spotted tilapia)
Lineage: Eukaryota; Metazoa; Chordata; Actinopteri; Cichliformes; Cichlidae
Gene: smtla
Product: somatolactin alpha
Exons: 5
Coding region: 1-693 (230 amino acids)
Biological process (GO): response to nutrient levels; positive regulation of receptor signaling pathway via JAK-STAT; animal organ development
Cellular component (GO): extracellular region
Molecular function (GO): growth hormone receptor binding; growth hormone activity
Source: RefSeq, a predicted model, not a curated record